Castor canadensis (American beaver) is the source of this 738-nucleotide messenger RNA. RefSeq names its product phosphatidylinositol glycan anchor biosynthesis class U (gene Pigu). Gene Ontology annotation, biological process: attachment of GPI anchor to protein. Lineage: Eukaryota; Metazoa; Chordata; Mammalia; Rodentia; Castoridae. The record is from RefSeq and is a predicted model, not a curated record. Gene Ontology annotation, cellular component: GPI-anchor transamidase complex; membrane.
AUGGCAGCCGCGGCGCGUGCUCGACCGCAGGACUACAGGGGGUGGUGCGCAGGUCGCGAGGCUCUUCCGCCUCGCCUUUCCCUCCCCGCCUGCGCGCACGUCCCAGUUAUCAUGGCGGCUCCCUUGGCCCUGGUGGUGGUGGUGGCCGUGACCGUGCGGGCGGCCUUGUUUCGCUCUAGUCUGGCAGAGUUCAUUUCCGAGCGGGUGGAGGUGGUGUCCCCAUUAAGCUCUUGGAAGAGAGUUGUUGAAGGCCUUUCACUACUGGAUUUGGGAGUUUCUCCAUAUUCUGGAGCAGUAUUUCAUGAAACUCCAUUAAUAAUAUACCUCUUUCAUUUUCUAAUUGACUAUGCUGAAUUGGUAUUUAUGAUAGCUGAUGCACUCACUGCUCUUGCCCUGUAUUUUGCAAUACAGGACUUCAAUAAAGUUGUGUUUAAAAAGCAGAAACUACUCCUAGAACUGGACCAGUAUGCUCCAGAUGUGGCCGAACUCAUUCGAACCCCUAUGGAAAUGCGAUACAUCCCUCUGAAAGUAGCCCUGUUCUAUCUCUUAAAUCCUUACACGGUCUUAUCUUGUGUUGCCAAGUCUACCUGCGCUAUCAACAACACCCUCAUUGCUUUCUUCAUUUUGACCACCAUAAAAGGCAGUGCUUUCCUCAGUGCUAUGUUUCUUGCCUUAGCAACAUACCAGUCUCUGUACCCAAUCACUUUGUUUGUCCCAGGACUCCUCUAUCUCCUCCAG